Aspergillus heteromorphus CBS 117.55 is the source of this 1584-nucleotide messenger RNA. Its product is annotated as fatty acid desaturase. The transcript is spliced from 3 exons. Gene Ontology annotation, biological process: lipid metabolic process. The record is from RefSeq and is a predicted model, not a curated record. NCBI's taxonomy places the organism in Eukaryota, Fungi, Ascomycota, Eurotiomycetes, Eurotiales, Aspergillaceae. Bases 144 to 1412 code for a protein of 422 amino acids.
CCCCUUUUCUCUCCCGUUAGUUGGAAGCUUGUUCGGACUGUUCGGUUGUCACUCCCACCAGGAUUUUUGGGUCGCGUAUUUGUUGACGCCCCGACCUGUCGCGUUUUGCUAGAUCCCCCACGAUAUCUCCCUUCACUGCGAACAUGGACCCGUCCACAUUCAUUGACCCUUACCUGACACCGCCCGAUCGGCUGGUCCUUGAUAAUCUGCUGAAGGAUGCUGAGACGCCGCCCAAAAAGGGGAGAUCAUCCAAGGAAAAUGGGAGCAGUCCAGAUGACGACGCGACCAUCAGCCAACUGGAGGCCUUCAAUGACCCCCAGCAUGCGGAGUUCGUCCCCAGUGUCCUUUUCACAUGGGAUCUGAAGGAUAUCAAGCUCCCACCGGUGCUGGAUCAAUGGCUUCUGCAACCGUAUAUCAAGGCUGCGCGCUCUAUCGUCCGGACGGAAACAGAUGUAGUGAUGCUCACUCAUCUCUUACUUUACUUCUCCACCUCAGUCCCCAGUGCGAUCUAUCUUUUCUGUAACUUUCACUGGGUCCAUGGCGUCCUCCACUGGAUCAUGCAAUCCUGGUAUGUAGGCAGUUACACUCUGAUGAUGCACCAGCACAUUCACAUGGGUGGAAUCUUGAACAAGCGAUCCUGGUGGCUGUUUGACUUGCUGUUUCCCUACAUCACCGACCCUCUGAUGGGCCACACCUGGAACUCCUACUUCUAUCAUCACGUGAAGCACCACCACGUCGAGGGCAACGGCCCCGAGGAUCUGUCUUCAACGAUCCGGUAUCAGCGCGACAGCCUGGCCGACUUCGCCUGCUAUGUCGGUCGCUUCUACUUUUUCGUCUGGUUCGAGCUGCCGACCUACUUCCUGCGCAAGGGGAAAGUCACCCUCGGCCUCAAGGCGGCAUUCUGGGAACUCGGCAGCUAUCUCUUCAUGUACCUGCUCUGGAACUACGUCAGCUGGAGAGCAACGCUAUUUGUCUUUCUUAUGCCCUUUCUGCAGCUGCGCGUGGGCCUCAUGGUCGGAAACUGGGGCCAACACGCAUUCGUUGAUGAGACGGACCCUAACUCCGAUUUCCGGUCUAGCAUCACCUUGAUCGACGUGCCGAGUAACCGGUUUUGCUACAACGAUGGCUACCACACUUCCCACCAUCUGAACCCCCGCAGACACUGGCGCGACCACCCCGUGGCCUUCCUCCGCCAGAAGGACCGCUACUCGGCCGAGCAUGCGCUGGUCUUCCGCAACAUUGACUAUAUCAUGAUCACUGUCCGACUCAUGCGCAAGGAGUACCACCACCUCGCCAAAUGUCUGGUUCCCAUGGGAGAUCAGAUCGGCAAGUCGGAGGAUGAGCUCGCGGCGAUGUUGCGCACGAAGACGCGCCGUUUCACCGAAGAGGAGAUCAAGCGCAAGUUCGCCUGAUUCGUCAUGGCAGACUGUUCGGCCCGUAUUCCUCACCUGCAUUGGAUCACUGAUAGGGUUCACUCUAUUACUUCGCUUUACCACGAGACCGACAAAAGUUCAUCGGAUGAGAUAUCCUGUAUAUAGAAUUUCGUCGAGACAUGACACCAAUAGAACAAUCCUGCUGCAUGAA